CUGCGUUACCCGGCGUGACCGGCGACCAAAAAUUGGCCGAUCCUCUGUGAGAGGUUCAAUGGCCCGGACACACGAGGGCACAAGGUGGUGAACUCAACAGUCUGAGAUGGCCUGAUACGAAACGCCAAGUCAAGCCCCCUUAGCAUUAUGAAGACGCCGGAGGAGACAGUACUAGUAUUUAUCACCUGAGGAGAGAACUCGUCCCUCGCGCCCUCAGUCCCAAAACGCGCCUCUGGAAGGGCUUUCAGACUAUGAUAUAUAGGAAAGCCACCACACUACAUAGUACCAGCCAGUACUCACUCACUUCUCCCUAAAACGAACACCCACCAAAUACUUACUCAAUCCCAGCACUCCCAGCACUCCCAGCAAUACCACCUGGUAACUCCAUAGUUGUGUCUUGUCAAGUCAAAACAAUGGAGACGGCCCCGAUCAUUGAUGUCCCUGUGGUGAUCAUAGGUGGUGGCGGCGUCGGCCUGAGCUUGUCGUGUUUCCUGUCGAAUUACAAAGUCGACCACGUCCUGUUUGAAAAACACCCCUCGACCUCGGUCCUGCCCAAGGCUCACUACCUGAAUCAACGGACGAUCGAGAUCUUCCGCCAACAUGGCCUCUACGACGCCGUCACGGCGCAGUCCGCUCCGCUGCACAACAUGAGCCGCGUCGAGUGGCGGACAACCCUGGGUGGUGAUGGACCAUUCGACCGCCGCCUGCUGAGCUACAUGAACGCCGCCGGAGGUGGGCCCAGCUCGCCCACGACCGAAGCAUACAGACGAGACUCGGCAGUAUCCUCGUCCAACUUACCCCUGCUACGCCUCGAACCCAUCCUCCGCCGCAUCGCCGAAGAACGCAACCCCAGGGGCAUCUUCUUCAACACCCGAGUCGAUGACUGGGAAGAGACCGAAAACCACGUCCUAGUCACAAUCACCCAAGCGGAUGGCACGUCGGUCCGCUACCGCGCUCAAUACGUCGUGGCCUGCGACGGCGGCAAAAUGUCCACCAAGAAACUCGGCAUCAAGAUGGAAGGACUCGCUGGGAUCAUCGAUUUUGUCUCUACGCAUUUCAAAGCCGAUCUAUCUGACUAUUGGGAUGACCGCACCCUGAUAACACACUUCAUCAACCCCGAAGGCGGGUCCAUGGCGCAUCUCGACUGCGGCGCCCUCCUCCAGAUGGGCCCGACAUGGGGCCGGCACUCGGAGGAAUGGGUCCUGACAUUCGGCUUCCCCAUGACCGACAGCAAACGCUUCGACACCGAAGCCCUGCCCGCGCGCAUCCGCCAGCUCCUGAAACUGCCCGACCUGGACAUGCAAGUCCUGCACGUGAACCACUGGGUCCUCGACCGCGUCGUGGCCGACAAAUACCGCAGCCGCCCCAGUGGCCGCGUCUUCAUUGCCGGCGACGCUGCGCACCGUCGCCCGCCAGCCUCGGGACUCGGUCUGAACACGGGCAUCGAGGACGCGCUGAAUCUGAGCUGGAAACUGGCCUUCGUCCUGUCCCGAAAGGCCUCGCCGGCGCUGCUGGACAGCUACGAAGCCGAGCGCCGACCCAUCGGCAUCCGCAACAGCGACUGGGCCUUCUUCAGCUUCACCAACAUGAACGUGCUGACCGCCGGCGUCGGCCUCGUCCCGGGGGCCAAGGAGAUGAAUCACGCACGUUUCGCGCAACUGUUCGAGGACAGCGAGCGUGGGCGCGCCGCCCUGCAUCAUGUCCGUCGCGUGCUGAAGACCCAGAACGUCGAGUACAGCGCGCAUAACAUUGAGUUGGGCUUUGACUAUGAUAAUAGUACCGCUGACGACUCCGCUGACGGUGCUGCUGCUGGUGUGCUGGUCGCAGAUGGCAGUCCCGCGCCAGACGUCGAUCCAGAGGGUCAAGUCUACGUCCCUACGACGCGGCCGGGACAUAGACUGCCGCAUGCGUGGAUCAUACAGGAUGGCAAAGUCAUUUCCACGCACGACUUGAUCAAGGGCAAUAUCAAAAGCAAGGUCGGCAGUGGCGAGUCCGAAGGUAGGGCGGACUUCGUCCUGAUCACGGACGAGGAUGGAGAGAAGUGGGUCGAUGCUGUGGGGGAAAUUGGCGAGACUGAGACGACCAUUCUGAAGAACGUCAACAUUGCGACGGCGCAGAUCCGCGCGAGGGACAUCACACGACCGAAAGGUCUAUGUCUGGAUCAGGACGAUGCAUGGGCUGGUCUGAAGCAAGUCGGCGCCGGCGGGGCGGUGCUGGUCCGGCCGGACAAUUUCGUCGCGUGGAGAAGCGCAAAGAUGAGCGAGACUCCUGAAAAAGACCUGCGUGCCGCGCUGGCGAGUCUGAUGAGGUUGGAUCUGGACCUGGACAUGAAGACCAACCCUAAGUCAUCCGCCGACGAAGUUUCUGCGGUAGCUUUAGCUGCUGUCGAGGUCAAUGGUGGCAGUGCUGUCUCGGACGAUGCCAGCACGACUGGGUCGAGCAGCAUUGCCACGCCGGAGAAUGAAAGGCUCGAGCCCAUCAAGCUGGAUGUGGAGGCACACGAAGUGGGUGCAGAUGGUCUCGUUGAGGCCAUCAUCGAUGGGCUGCAAGUUCCGGUUGACGAGACUGCGGCUGGUGAAGAGGUUUUUGUGGUUGAAUAGGCGAGAAGUUCAUCGGCGUAGCUGUGUCCAAGGCUGUCUCGCAUCAUAUAGGUAGAGUGAGGUAUUGGUAUUAGUACAGUAUUCUAAGUUAACGGGGGUAUCCCGAACCCUUUCAAAAGAAACAAA
Messenger RNA from Exophiala xenobiotica, 2726 nucleotides. RefSeq lists its product as uncharacterized. Lineage: Eukaryota; Fungi; Ascomycota; Eurotiomycetes; Chaetothyriales; Herpotrichiellaceae. The record is from RefSeq and is a predicted model, not a curated record. The coding region runs from base 414 to 2600 and encodes 728 amino acids. The transcript is spliced from 3 exons. Gene Ontology annotation, molecular function: FAD binding.